CGUGCUUACAUCAGAACUCAAACGCCUUGGGCAUUUUACCGCGCCUCUGCAAAAAAGCCUCCGUGCUUUCCUCUCGCCUUAGAUUGUCUUCUGACUUAUAAUGACCGCUAACCCAGCCAAAGUCAUCCCGUCGGAGGUGGGCUGGCAAUUUGUACCACAGUAUUACACCUUUGUCAACAAGCAACCGAGCCGGCUUCAUUGCUUCUAUACCAAGAAUUCUACCUUCAUCCACGGCACCGAGGGUGAAGAUGGGAAACCUUGUUAUGGUCAGCAUGAAAUCCACGAGAAGAUCUUGUCUAUCGGUUUCCAGGACUGCAAGGUCUUCAUCCAUUCUGUCGACGCACAAUCCUCGGCGAACAAUGGUAUCAUCAUCCAAGUCAUCGGGGAGAUGUCGAAUAAAGGGGAGCCUUGGAAGAAAUUCGCCCAGACUUUCUUCCUCGCAGAGCAGCCCAACGGGUACUUCGUCUUGAAUGACAUCUUCCGUUUCCUGAGGGAGGAAUCGAACGAGGAUGCCGACGAACAAGUGUCCGAUGGUAUUGCCGAAGAAGAGGUCAUCCCUGAGCCAGUACCUGCUGUUGAAGCGAAUUUCCAUCCCAAUUCGCAACAACAGACCCGCGUUGAACCUGCUUCCGUCUGAUGCUGUUGUCAAUGGUGUGAACGGCAAUCAUGGAGUGGAGGCUCCCGCCACUCCAGAAC
Molecule: messenger RNA, 696 nt
Organism: Cantharellus anzutake
Lineage: Eukaryota; Fungi; Basidiomycota; Agaricomycetes; Cantharellales; Hydnaceae
Exons: 3
Coding region: 101-637 (178 amino acids)
Biological process (GO): ribophagy; protein deubiquitination
Cellular component (GO): Ubp3-Bre5 deubiquitination complex; cytosol; ribonucleoprotein complex
Molecular function (GO): mRNA binding
Source: RefSeq, a predicted model, not a curated record